AUGACCGACAUAGCCAUCAAUCCAAGGAUCAGCUGUCGGUACUGCCCUCCAGGCAGCAAGGUGAUCUACGAUGGGGCCUCUGGGUCAGUUAUUUGCAUAGGCUGCGCAACAGUUCUGGAGGACCAUUGCUUUGAUGAAGGAAGGGAGUGGCGCGUGUUUGCUUCUGAAGGUGUCGAUUCUCAGGCCAACACUGGUCGAGAACGAGCUGAUGUCACCAGUACGAUUGAUCAAGGCACUAGUGAGGGUGGUGGCACGCUGAUUGUCGGUGCAGGCCCAAAGGCGCAACGCCUGCAGAUGAAGCUACGCUCCGCGCAGAAUGCCACCAAGCCGGAGCUAUCAGCAGAGCAAAAGGAAGAUAAAAGCAUACAGCACUUCACUGAAAAGGCUCGCGACGUUGCUCGUCGGCUUAGUCUGGGAGAGGAGAUUGUCAAUCGCUGCACCAUGCUGCUGCAGGAUUUGGCCGCCAAGAAGCUUCUCAAAAGCAGUUACCAGACGCCGUGGUAUUGCGCCUUGGUGGAGAUUGCUUGCGAGGAGGAGCCGUUUGUGCAGAAGACUGUGCAUGACUUUGCCUAUGCACACCGCCACCAGAUUGCCAGUAAGGUGGAAAUGCUGCAAUUGAAGCGUACAGAGGGAACAUUCGGAGCCGUGACUGCCACCUUUAACCAGGCUGCUGUUGUAAAAGAGCUCAAGGGUCAAGUCAUCAUAGGCAAGAUGCAGGUGACACUCACACCUAGCCAGGCCAAUAGCUUGUUGAUCCGAUGGCAGGGAGACCGUGAUGCCGUCACAGAGGAGAUGUUGGAGGAGUACUUCUCACAGCAACUCGAUGACCUCCACCAAAAGAAGUGCGUGGCGGCGAUCACCAAGCAGUAUGAUGCACUCUGUUGCGCCUUGGACCGUGCUAGAGCCCAUUACUUUGAGACAGAGGAUCUGUACAAAAGCUAUGUCCAAAGCUUGGGUCUCGCUGCAGAGGUGGUGAAACCUGCCAAGCACAUUGCGAGCAAAGCUGUGCAGAAACGACUUGUGAGGACUGCCAAGGACCUCAACGAGAGAUUCGUGGUCACUGGUGCAAUGGCUAGUGCCAUAUUUAUUGUGGCCUGGCUUUUGGAUGUGGAGAAGAAGCCAAGGCUGGAGGAUGUGGCAAAGGCAGCCAAAGUCAGUGAAGGCUAUGCGAAGGCGCGGAGUGGUUCCAAGGACUUGUGCCCUGGAUCCGUAUUGUGA
Molecule: messenger RNA, 1218 nt
Organism: Cladocopium goreaui
Lineage: Eukaryota; Dinophyceae; Suessiales; Symbiodiniaceae
Source: the annotation of a GenBank genome assembly